Molecule: messenger RNA, 652 nt
Organism: Triticum dicoccoides
Lineage: Eukaryota; Viridiplantae; Streptophyta; Magnoliopsida; Poales; Poaceae
Product: dirigent protein 1-like
Exons: 1
Coding region: 29-652 (207 amino acids)
Source: RefSeq, a predicted model, not a curated record
CGUGAUAUAUUCUACAAUUACGUCCACCAUGAUCGCAUCAAUGCCUCGCGUCCUCUUCCUCGUCGCUUCGGUCACCACCCUAGCCUUGGCCUUGCCGACCGCGACGGCUGCCGCGCGGAGCCGGCAGAUCCACCUGCGCUUCUACAUGCACGACAUCACCGGCGGCCCGGGCCAGACGGCGGUGCAGCUCGUGAAGGGGCCCGGACCUGCGCACCCGUUCAUGUCGGGCGCCCACUUCGGCGACACGACGGUGAUCGACGACGCGCUGACCGAAGGCCCCAGCGCAGCAUCGCCGGCCGUCGGUCGCGCGCAGGGGUCGUACAUGCUGGCGGGCCUCAAGGACCCCGUGCUGAUCGUGUCCAUGACCGUGGCGCUCACGGGAGGCGCGUACAACGGCAGCACCAUCGCCGUGGUGGGCCGGGAUGACCUCUCCGCAGCGGUCAGGGAGCUCGCGGUCGCCGGCGGCACAGGCGCGUUCCGGAAGGCGAGAGGGCACGUCCUGUGGCGGACGGUCAGGUUGGAGUCGCGCGAUCACAUGGUGCUGGGGCUGGACGUCUACGCCACCGUGCCGGGUGGUGUUGAUAUUCCCAGCGACGGGCAGCGUCCUGCCGUUUUGAAUGGUCAACCGGAUUGCUAUAUCUCAGCCGAGUAA